UCCCAUCUGCACCCAAAAAUAUGCACUUUUCUGCAGACUUCUACCACCCACUGCACCGACUGGUGCCUGGGGCUGCAGGGAUGCUGGGGGCAUCCUCAGGACUCACCAUCCCUGUGGACAUCCCCCCUUUCCACUUCCAGCCCCGCCGGAUCAGCGUGGACUGGCGUCGCUUCAGUGCCAUCGAUGUGGAGCGGGUGGCCCGGGAGGUGGACGUGGCCAUGCUGCAGGAGCACAUCACCAGCAUUACCUUCUGUAACCUGGAUGGCGAGCGGUGCCCCCACUGUGGGCAGCCAGCAGACCCUGUCCUGCUGAAGGUGCUCAGGAUGGCCCAGCUGAGCAUUGAGUACCUGCUGCACUGCCAGGAGCACCUGGGGACCAGCCUGGCUGUGCGCGCCCAGCGCCUGGAAGCUGCCCGUGCCGAACUGGCUUCCACCCAGCAGCAGGCAGCUGAGCAGGCAGCGCAGCUCCAAGUGUCAAAAGAGGAGAGCAGAAGGUGGAAGAAGUUGCUUGCCAUGCACCAGCCCCUUUUGCAAGCUGGCCCCAACACCUAUUGCAAGUGCCACCUCUGUGAUAAAGCCUUCAUGAACAACUCCUUUCUGCAAGCCCAUGUGCAGCGCCGGCACGCAGAAGCGACCGAGGCGGCUUGGCAGACAAAAAGGCUGCUUUUGCUGUUUGCUGGCCACAUGGCCACAUUUGUCAUGAUCACUUCUGCAGCUCAGCUACCUGCUCUCCACCCUGAAACCCUACAGUGCUUCAGUGGGAUUCUCCACCUUACCCAAACCAAAACCCCAAUAGGAGCUGACAGAUCGCAACCUUGCUCACAGCACCUCUGUUUCCCUAGCUUUGCAGAGAGGAGAAAGAUGAAGCAAGUGGAGCAAAUGGAAGACGAGGUGGAGGAGCUGAAGGCAAAAUUGAGGGAGGUGCAGCAGCAGCUGGAAGCAGAGAAGGAAAUGGAGAAGCUGCACAGGGAGAAGGAAACAGAGAGAGCUCACCAGCGAGAAGAGGAAGGCAGGAGAGAUUUGGAAAGAUGGAAAGAGGAGGAGAGGACAAAGUUGCAUAAAGAGAUAGAUGGCCUGAAGCAGCUCUUCCUUGCAGCGUUCAAGGACAUGGCCAGCAGGAGCAGUGCCAUGGAAGGGAAACUGCAGGAGCUUCAUGCCAGAGAGGUGUUGGAGUCCAACCUGGGGACCCUGCGGGAUGAUGACACAGAGGAGGCAUGGUGGCAGGCAUCAGGCUGGGCAGAGCGGGAGAGGAUGGCAGUGCAGAAAGAGAGCAAGACACUCCGUGGCACCCCAUCACAAGACCAGUGGGCAGUUAUGGGCUGCGUCCAUCAGCAAAUGGAUGCCUUCAGCACCCACCUCAGGGAGCAGCCCAAGCUCACCAAGUCCCAGGAGAAGAAGAUCAAGCUGCUAUCUACAGGAAAAACUGAAGCGACCCAGGAUGUGACCAAAGUGGAAGCUGAUGAAGAGUCAGCAGGCAGGGAGGAGGCCACCCGAGGUGGGAAGCAGAGGCUGCUGGAAGCCCUGCGGAGAAACACAAACCUCCUGAAGCGGUUUCGCCACAUCCUGGAAGAAGUGCUGGAGGAAAAGCUGGAGAGCAUGGGUGUCAAGAGGGUUGCAAAGGGAAUCUCCACUCGGACCUACAAGAGACUCCAGGCCGUGGUCAGGCUUCAGCAGCAACAGAAGGCUGUGAAAUUUCCUGGUCUCCUCCACCUGAGGGAUGAGUUGGUCCAAGCACUGAUGGGGAAAGUCAGGCGACGCAAGAAGCACAACAGUGCUUUGCCCCAGCAGCUCUCUGUCAUCCCAGCUCGAAGCCAGAAGACCCCCAGGUUCCUUUGUGGGUCAAAGCCCACGGUUAUAUCAGCAACAGUAGUGCCUGAAGCCACAGUGAUCACCCAGCCCGUGCCUUGGAGCAGAGCCAGCUCCACACACAGCCCCUCAAGGACUCCUUCGGGCACCCUGGGGACCACCAAAGCCAGCAGACCCCACCGAGUUGUCCCAUGGAGGAGCUUGCAGACCAUGCAGAGAAGAAACACAGUAAGAGGGUGUGAGAUGGCAGCAGAGAGGAAGAGGAGCUCAUCUGUGACCAAGAGCAGCUCAGAAGUGAUGCUGGGAGGGAAGCAGCCCACCCUGUCCCCUGUGAGGCUCAGGCCUAAGCAAAAGCCAGUGCUCUCUGCAGUGGUGCCGGGUGAUGAGACUGACUCCCAUGGGUCAGACCUGGACUCCCGGGAGGAAACAGCUAGUUCAGGGACGGCCACGUCCAGGAUGGUGAGGCUUUUGGAGAGACGCCUGGAUGCAGUGUCACAGCGACCAUCCAGCAGGGUGAAACUCUUCCCAGCUGGGAGCUCAGCAUCCCCCAGCAUUGGCCAGCCCACCAAGAAACUCCAGUUUGCAGGUGACAGCAGUGACCUGGAGACUUCCUUCCUGGAGGGCCUGGCCAAGCCAUCACUGAUGUUUUGGGAACCACCUAGGUCCCCAGGGCCCCGCAGAGCCGGGCUGCAAGGGGAUAACACGUGGUGAGAGGGAAGAGACAAUGCUUUGCCAGCGGCCACUGGAUGGUGCCACAAGACCAGAAACGGGCAGGAGCUGCCCUGCAGCCUUCCCAGGGCUGCUCCUCUUUUUGGGAAUACCCCAAUAUUGGGGCUUUCCCAGACAACACAGGGAGUUGCGUCCUCCCUGCACAGCCACUGUGGGUCGCAGCAAGGAGGAUAAAUGCUGCGUGGUCUGAAAAGCAGUGAUUUCUGCUCUCCCUUCAUCAUGCAUGUUAAGCAGUAACACAAUGUCUGACAGCUCCAUGAGUUUUUUGGAGCCCCAAAAGCCAUGAGCUUUGCAUCCCAAAGGCUGGAGGCAACUCUCUGCUCCAGACACAGCCUGUCACUUGUGUGUGGGUUUUUUUUAUUCUUUAAAGCAGUCCAGAAAACAGUCAGGAAGGGGAGAAAGCAGCUUUCCUUCUUGCUGCAUCUCUUUUUGCUGGUGCUCUUUGAGGGUGAUGGAAAAGGUCUUGUUUUCUGCUCUGUGAGGAACCUGGCCUGAAUGCACUUGUACAGACAGAGUAACAAGCCACAAGUUGCUGAUUCCUUCCUCCUUUCCUUCUUGAAUAGAUGGAAACUCCAACCCAAAGGGUAGUUUUCGCACUCUAAACAUGACCACAUAAGCUAAACUCUGCUGAUACUGCUCAUCUAUGUAGAUUAAGUUCAUUUUCCUAAUCCUCUCUGUAUUUUGUACAUUUGGAGCAGUGCAUUUAUGAUCCUGAUCCCUUAAAAGUAUGACAUUUUGGAAAACGCAGCAGGAAAAACUGGCACUUCUCAAUUUAUCUUCUCUUUUCUAACCCAUUCCACUGCUGGUUCAGACUUCUAUUCUCUAACAUUUGCAGGUGGGUUUUAAUGUUAGGGAGCAGAAAGCCCAACAAAGGCUGAGCAGAACAGGGUGAGUUAAUAUAAAUUCAGCAAACUGUUCACAAACAUGCAGACCCUGUUUACUGUGCAUAUUUUCAAAUCCCCAUGUCCCCUGGUAUGUACCCUCACCUGAGUGCUUAUACCCACCUGUACGGCAUGGCUCUGUAGCUCUAUACCUUGAAAAUGAUAAUUUUCUGUUUUAAUAAUUCAUGUUUUAAGAACUAUACCUGGCUUGUAUUUUUUGUCACUUACACUGUUAUUGCCAGAUGUUUUACUUCCUGCUUAAUUUAACAGCUGCUCUUCUUGGUGAGUGUUGGUCAUAACGAACACUGCUUUUAAUGAAUUAAAUAAAGGAGGGAUGUUUUCCUAAA
Strigops habroptila (Kakapo) is the source of this 3762-nucleotide messenger RNA. RefSeq names its product DAZ interacting zinc finger protein 1 like (gene DZIP1L). Gene Ontology annotation, biological process: cilium assembly. Gene Ontology annotation, cellular component: cytoplasm; ciliary basal body. NCBI's taxonomy places the organism in Eukaryota, Metazoa, Chordata, Aves, Psittaciformes, Psittacidae. The record is from RefSeq and is a predicted model, not a curated record.